GCAAUUCACUCACACUGUUACCUGCUCCGACUUGAAAGUCCAGUUUCACAAGGAAGAAUCUUAGAGGAAGCAGAAUAUGUCACAGGAGACAGACAACAAGCGUCUGGUGGUGGUGGUGCCCAACGAGAGCUCGUUCGCGGGGGUGCGGCGGGCGUUCACCAGCGAGGACGAGGCGUGGCGCUCGUACCUGGAGAACCCGCUCACCGCCGCCACCAAGGCCAUGAUGAGCAUCAACGGGGACGAGGACAGCGCCAACGCCCUGGGGCUGCUCUACGACUACUACAAGGUGCCAAAAGAAAAGAGACUGCUGCCCGUCGCAAAGGUCGUUGAGAUCACAGAAGAGCAGGAGAAGAGGACGGGGCAAUCGACCAACGGCGGCAACAAUGACGAGGAGGCGGGGGUAACCAUGGACAACCGGGUGCAGGUCCUCAAGUCCGUCCCGGUGCUGUCCAUCAGCACCGAGCACCUGGACAGCAAACGGGAGCAGUUCAUCUCCCUGGGGGUGGUGCAAGGGGGGGGGGGAGGGGGAGGGGGGGAGGGCGGGGCCGCGGCGGUCGCAGUGGUGAAGGCGGAGGUGUACGCGCCGGUGUUCAUGGGGGGGGGGCUCCACUACCGGGGCGACGGCGGCGGCGGCGGCGGGGGGGAGGACUCGGCGAGGGUGAUCUACGAGCAGAGCCCCUACGAGGUGGCCACGGCGGUGGGCCACGGGAGCUACACCAAGGACCUCCAGCAGAGCUCCCCCGACAGCCCCUAUGAGGAGGACGGCAACAUGAAGUACCACAACCCUUCCUCUAUGCCCAACGAUGGGGACUUCCUGUUCCACCAGGAACGAGUUGACAGCUUCCAAUACACCCUGGACGCCACGCGGUCCCUUCGGCAGAAGCAGGGGGAGGGGCCCAUGACGUACCUGAACAAGGGCCAGUUCUACGCCGUCACCCUCAACGAGCUGGGCGUCAACAAGCGGCUGCGUCACCCAAUCAGCAAAGUCCGGAGCGUCAUCAUGGUGGUGUUCAGCGAGGACAAGAACCGGGACGAGCAGCUGAAGUACUGGAAGUACUGGCACUCCAGACAGCACACCGCCAAACAGAGGGUCCUGGACAUCGCCGACUACAAGGAGAGCUUCAACACCAUCAGCAACAUCGAGGAGAUCGCCUACAACGCCGUCUCCUUCACCUGGGACGUCAACGAAGAGGCCAAGAUCUUCAUCACGGUGAACUGCCUGAGCACAGACUUCUCAUCCCAGAAGGGGGUGAAGGGCCUGCCGCUCAUGAUCCAGAUCGACACCUACAGCUACAACAACCGCAGCAACAAGCCUCUGCACCGGGCCUACUCCCAGAUCAAGGUCUUCUGCGACAAGGGAGCAGAGAGGAAGAUUCGGGAUGAGGAGAGAAAACAGUUCCGUAAGAAGUCCAAAGGUAAGGACGGCGGUGCGGGGGGUGUGAUCACGGCCCAGACGAAGAGCGACGCCACCUUCUUCAAGACCCUGACCGACCUGGAGGCCCAGCCCGUCCUCUUCAUCCCCGACGUCCACUUUGGGAACCUGCAGCGGGCCGGACAGGUCUUUGCCUACAACCCCGAAGAGAUCGAGAGAGAGGGGAGCGUGCUGGUGAAAAGAAUGUUCCGGUCAUCAGACGAAGACCUCUGUCCCUCCCCGGUCAAACAGUUGAAAGAGGAGACACACAAGAGAGUGCUGCUGUACGUGCGGAAGGAGGACGAGGAGGUGUUCGACGCCCUGAUGCUCAAGUCCCCCACCCUCAGGGGCCUGAUCGACGCGAUAUCAGAGAAAUAUGGCGUGCCCACGGAGAGGAUAGCUAAAGUGUACAAAAAGAGUAAAAAAGGGAUCCUGGUGAACAUGGACGACAACAUCAUCGAGCACUACUCCAACGAGGACACCUUCAUCCUGCACAUCGAGAGCUUCGGCGACGCCUACAAGGUCACGCUCACCGAGAUCUGACUGCUCAUUGGCUGAA
Messenger RNA from Gadus chalcogrammus (walleye pollock), 1970 nucleotides. RefSeq names its product grainyhead-like transcription factor 2b (gene grhl2b). The transcript is spliced from 16 exons. Gene Ontology annotation, cellular component: nucleus. NCBI's taxonomy places the organism in Eukaryota, Metazoa, Chordata, Actinopteri, Gadiformes, Gadidae. The record is from RefSeq and is a predicted model, not a curated record. Bases 77 to 1954 code for a protein of 625 amino acids. Gene Ontology annotation, molecular function: DNA-binding transcription activator activity, RNA polymerase II-specific; RNA polymerase II cis-regulatory region sequence-specific DNA binding. Gene Ontology annotation, biological process: neural tube development; brain development; regulation of transcription by RNA polymerase II.